Molecule: messenger RNA, 1616 nt
Organism: Phaeodactylum tricornutum CCAP 1055/1
Lineage: Eukaryota; Bacillariophyta; Bacillariophyceae; Surirellales; Neidiaceae
Exons: 2
Coding region: 300-1616 (438 amino acids)
Source: RefSeq, a predicted model, not a curated record
CAAUCGCCAACAAUAAAUGACCCGACAGAGAAGUUGAUCGGCCACCUAAAGUCGGCGGCGACAGAAGAAUACAGAACGUGUUGGACCGGGAAACAAGGUCGUGUGGUCCCACCGAUUGGGAAACAGUCGGCAAAGGCAGUCGGCGUCGGCGCCACGAUUAGGUUUUCCACUCACCGGCAACCCACAAAUACACACGUAGCGGGAUCUACUCAUAUUUUUGAACAAAGCACAACCACUUUAUUCACAAUCAGAGCCUUUCCCUUACCUUUUUUGUUUCUCUCGUCGGCACGAAAGAAGCCAUGCGACCAGCGUUUCCCAAGAAAACGUCACCAUGGUUCUGGCUGCUCCUCAAGCUCUCCGUCGUCCUUUCGUUGACGUGCAUUGUUCUAUUCGCAAGCUCUCCCAACGCGAUGAAAAUCAUUGUCUACGACGAUCCGUCGCACACUCGGUCAUCCUCCACAACACUGCCUACUCCCGAUUCCGAUGAAUCGGAUUCACCACACCCCGGUCACUUUUCGACGUUGCUCGCCAACGUCAACAACAGUCUCCUGCACUCGGUACAGCAACAGUGUACCGACUCGCAGCGACAGACUAUUCGUUCCCAGCUCCCACCCCAAGCCUGCGAAGAAGACAAAGGAAAAUACGGGGGGCGUCGGUGCUCUUUCUCACUGGCGACUCGCUGUUCGGACGCCAUCUGGUUCGCCGAGUUUUGGAAAGAAGCCGCACAGCGGGGAGUCAACCGACCCACGGCCAUCUAUGUCGGAUGCAACAAGGGAAUGGACGCCGUCAACACGUUGCGCAUGAUCUCGGAGAAUCCCGAGUUCGACAAGUCGGUAUGGCAAAAGGAAAUCCUCAGCAACGUGCUCAGUCGGAACCAAACGAUUGUGCCAGGCGCGUGUAAUCAAGAGAAUGCCCCACAAUUCGACAUUUCCACGCUGCAGGGUACAGCCCGUACAGCUAGUGACAGUACAGCGUCGGUCUUUUGUAUUGAAGCCAUGCCACAAACGGCCAAUCAGCUGAAUCGCUCGUCACAUCAGCUUGGCUGGCAAAACUCCUUCGUGGUAACCAACGCCGCCAUAUCGUCCACCGACGGUGUCGCUUUGUUCCCCAGUGGACAAGCCGGACAAAAGAUUGGCGUGGAGCAUAUGGGCCUUGGCGAUUGUCUUCGCCAGAGUACAAAGCAUCUGUGCGCGGAAGUUCAACAGUAUACGCUCGACACAUAUUUCGACAAGUUCUUGCGCAAGGACUCGUGGAUUGACUUUUUGAGUAUAGACGUGGAGGGCUAUGACUGGGAUGUCCUUAUGAGCGCUAGCAAAGCCUUGGAACGGGUCAAGUAUCUCGAAUUCGAGUUUCACAGAGUCGGAAGCUGGCAGCAGCAUUCCUUAAAGUCGGCCAUUGAUCACUUGGAUACGAAAGGGUUUGUGUGCUAUUGGGCAGGUGCCCAUGGCCAUAUUUGGCGCAUCACUAACUGUUGGAUGGAGUACUAUAAUCGAAAAGUAUGGUCAAACGUUGCCUGUGUGGAUCCUUGGUCGGCACCGGCAUUGGCAACUCGUAUGGAACUCAUGUUCCAGGAGACCCUGGCUGCUGGGGAUCAGAUAAAGUAUGUGCCAAAAUAA